GAAGGAGCCACACCCUCCUUUGUGUAAAUACCCAAACUGUGGAUGCUGGAGUGAUCUGGCUUUACAACAAUACAACAAUGCAAUUACAACUCCAUCAUUGAGACAAGGUGACUUGUGAAGAAUGAAUGAGAUUGUGUUCAGAAGUAAGUUGAAGGAGCACAGUAUUCAACUAGAAGACUGAGUCCAGAUCCCAGCAGCAUCGAUAGCCAUGGAGAAGCUACUAUGGUGCUUUCUGAUCAUGAUCAGCUUCUCUCAGGCUUUUGGCCAUGAAGACAUGUCUAAAAGGGCCUUCGUAUUUCCCAAAGAGUCAGAUACUUCCUAUGUGUCUCUGACAGCAGAGUCAAAGAAGCCACUGAAUGCCUUCACUGUGUGUCUCCACAUCUUCACUGCUCUGAGCACAAGCCGAAGCUUCAGUAUAUUCUCUUAUGCUACCAAGAAGAACUCUAACGACAUUCUCAUAUUUUGGAAUAAAGAUAAAGGGUAUACUUUUGGAGUUGGUGGGCCUGAAGUACAAUUCAAGGUUUUAGAAAUUCCCGAGGCCCCAACACACAUCUGUGCCAGCUGGGAGUCUGCUACAGGGAUUGUAGAGUUCUGGGUUGAUGGGAAACCCAAGGUGAGAAAAAGUCUACAAAAGGCCUACACUGUGGGGACAGAUGCAAGCAUUAUCUUGGGGCAGGAGCAGGAUUCAUAUGGUGGUAACUUUGAUGCAAAGCAGUCUUUCGUGGGAGACAUCGGAGAUGUGAACAUGUGGGACUUUGUGCUAUCUCCAGAACAGAUCAACACAGUCUAUGUUGGUGGGACACUCAGCCCCAAUGUUUUGAACUGGCAGGCACUGAGGUAUAAAGCAUUGGGUGAUGUGUUUAUCAAGUCACAGCUGUGGUCCUGACCUACUGUUGUGAGCCCUGAGGCACCUCCUGGGAUUACAUUCUCUCUCUUGUCUCCAGUUAUGAACCUUUUAACCUCAGCAGAUGUUAUAGGUCUGUUCUGUGAAUAUGGCCUUUCACAUCUUUCUCUGCAGUCCUCAGCACUAGAGCAUGGAAUUUAAAUGUAAGGCUUCUAGUGUAUGCAUCCCGCUAGGACUCUUUAUUAAAGAGAAUCUGACUUACCCAUGGUUACACACACACACACACACACUCACACACACACACACACACACACACACACACAUAAUUGAAAAAAAUUUAGGCAUAAUCUCUCUCCCUCACAUUGAUGAGAAAAUAGAUGAACAGAAAGGAAAAUAAUAUUUUAUUGUUUUUGUUUUAGAAUGUCAUAGUGAAUGCUGUAUUUACAUCAUUUUUAUCCCCCCUCUCCAAAUCCUCCCCUAUCUUCCCUAAAUUUCUCUUAAAUUCAUAACAUCUUAUUAUUAGCCUUAUAUGCACACACACAUUAUCUAUCUAUUGUGUAUUCAUA
This is a messenger RNA of Arvicanthis niloticus (Nile rat), 1410 nucleotides long. It is a transcript of the gene Crp, whose product is annotated as C-reactive protein. Gene Ontology annotation, biological process: innate immune response. The record is from RefSeq and is a predicted model, not a curated record. Lineage: Eukaryota; Metazoa; Chordata; Mammalia; Rodentia; Muridae. Gene Ontology annotation, molecular function: low-density lipoprotein particle binding; complement component C1q complex binding.